AUGCACAAGGGCCAUGGCGGGAAGGUGCCUGAUUGCCAGGAGAGGAAGGAGGCCAGUGUCACGAAGUGCAGAGACCCAGGGCUAAUAGCCCGGUCUUUGAUUAGUUUGUCCUUUGGAGGAGCAAUUGGGCUGAUGUUUUUGAUGCUUGGAUGUGCCCUUCCAAUAUACAACCAAUACUGGCCUCUCUUUGUUCUGUUUUUUUACAUCCUUUCACCUAUUCCAUACUGCAUAGCGAGAAGAUUAGUGGAUGAUACGGAUGCUAUGAGUAAUGCUUGUAAGGAACUUGCCAUAUUUCUUACAACAGGCAUUGUUGUCUCAGCUUUUGGGCUCCCUAUUGUAUUUGCCAGAGCACAUCUGAUUGAGUGGGGAGCUUGUGCGCUUGUUCUCACAGGAAACACAGUCAUAUUUGCAACUAUCCUGGGCUUUUUCCUGGUCUUUGGAAGCAAUGAUGACUUCAGCUGGCAGCAGUGGUGAAGGAAUUACUGAACUGUUGUCAGAUGGACUUCUUGUCACUUGUCAGCCAUCCGCGCGCACAGGAGAUGGGGCCGGAAUGCAGAGUGGCGCAGCAAGCCUCCUGGGGGUCUCCUCAGUGCUCCCUUCUCACUUUUCUUGUAAGCAUUACUAUUUUCACAGAGACUUGCUGAAGGAUUAAAAGGAUUUUCUCUUUUGGAAAAGCUUGACUGAUUUCACACUUAUCUCUAGUAUGCUUUCUGUGGUGUCCUGCUAAAUUUGAGUAUUUAUGUGUCCCUGUUUAGUUAUUUUUUUUAAUCAACAUGCAACAUUAAGCAUUUUUAAAAUGUAAUAACCAUUUGCAUUGGUUAGGAAUUAGAUUUCUGCUGGCUAUUACUGGGCUAAAGGACAUCUUUGAUCUUAAAAUUAUUUAACCUCCAUUGCAAAAAGUUAAAAAAAAAGUUUUCAAUCAGUCAGGAUGACAUCACUUUCAAUUUUAUGCAAACAUGCAGACUGUUGGCAUACAUCAUAGACUGUAUACUCGGUACACACCCAGCUGCAUUUAUACCUCAGAGGGGCCAAGUAUUAAUGCCCAUGCCCUCCAUACAGGUUGUGGGUUUUGCCAGUAAGCAGGUGUUUUGUGAAUUGAAAAUUAUAUUAUGGAAUUGCUCCAAAGAGUGCUUUUCUUCUCAAUUGUUAAAGGAAUUUAUUGUUAAACUCAAAGGUAAGCUUGUUAAACCAGAUUUUUGAGAUGGUUUUUAUUUAUGUCAAUUAUAGAUAAAGUAGAGUUCCAUUGUGGGAAGAAAUGACAUUGAAAUUCCAUUUUUUUUUUAAAUCCUCUUUCUAUUUAUAAGUGAAAUGUUUGAUCUUCUAUCAGCCUUUCCUAUUUUACUGUGGGUGAAGUGGACAUACGUAGAACUACUACUGAUGAGGGGAAGUUGUAUGUGUGCAUCCUUUAGACCACAAAACCUGUCCCCGCUUCCUCCUUUUAACUUAUUUUAUACGUUGUAUAUAUUAAGUAAAUUAACUUUUCAAAUACAGUUUAAUAACACUUUAAACUAGAGGUGUUUAUCUCACCUGGAAAGGACUUGCUAUGCCAUACAUGCAGAGCGCCGCGCCCCGCCAGGCCUGCCAGGGUUAACCAGCGGCUUGUUAGUCUUGCAGAUAAAUCAUGCAUUAACAACUUAAGAUUUAGACCAUGGUAAUUAUAGUUCUUACUCUCUAAGGUUAUAUCAUAUGUAAUUUAAAAAUAUUUAAGACAAGUUUCCUGUGUACCUCUCAACUUCCUUGAUUUUUAUUUCAUCAUGAUAGAUCUGCUGUUUCAUUUUAUUGUGUGACUUAAUGCAAAGUAGCCAAAUCCAGCUGUAUAGCAGCUUCAGAUACAAACCUGACCAAAAAGUUCCCAGUAACCAGGCAUGAUCAAAUCAUAGUGGUCAUUUGCAUCUCGACAAUUAUCAGUACCUUUUGCAAGAGCUAGUUACGAAAAUGUUCAAGUUGGUCUGAUGAUAUUUUGUUCAGAUAUUUGUGUGUUUAUUCAUUAUAUUUACGUAAAAAUUGUUUUGCCUUCAGACAAAACUGAGUGAUUAUGACAGCUUUUAUAUAGAAUCCAUUUCUCAAAAAAAUGGGAACCCAUUUCGGGUUUGUUCAGCUUUUUACUAAGAUGUCUAAAGUCCACAGGUUUUAUUGCCAGGCCCAAGUGGUGACUUUGGCUGUGAGAGGGGAAGCAGAACAAGAUGUCUGCAUGUGGCUCUCCCACUUAGCCAGUAGGCUGAGAACGGCUUGCAGUGCUGCCGUGACGUAGACCUAAAGGGGAGGGAGUAGGCAUGCAUGAAUUAGCUGGCCAUAUGGUUGGGAACUCAGUGCCUGUGAUCUACUUGGGUUUUUUUGUUUGUUUUUUGUUUUUUGUUUUUUGGGGGUUUUUUGCAGGAAGUACACUCUUUGGCCCUUCCCUGUUUUUCUGUUCUAGAAUAUCAGUGCAGUGCACUGUGACUAUUUUAUUCACUUGGCCAUAGACUCUUUUUCUAACAGCUGCAUAUCCUUUCUGCGUCCUGGUUGCAUUGGCAGCACUGUGUCUCUCGUCUUGCACACUGGCUUGACAUAGUGCUGUCUCUGAUCUCUAGGCUAGGUCUUGGAGGUGUGAACUUUCCAUAGAACAUGCACUGAUACCACAUUGCCACUCUUCUAUGGAAAGAAAACUUUUGAUGAUGAAACAAUAAAGAUUUUAAAUAUCUAUAUUAGUUUGUGGGUGUUUUUGAAAUGCAAAUAUACUACACAUUUCUGCUCCUGAAGUGUGUUACUCAUUUUAAUAAUGCAAUAUAUUAGUCAUUAAUGUUAGACUUGCAGAAGUUUCACUUCCAAAACAGAAUUGAAACUGUAGUAGUAAAUAUUUCAAGGAAGCCCUGUGAUUUUGAGCUAUGGUGACAAGACGGGUAUCCUGGGGAAGUAGAAUUUUUAACUAGCCCUUUACAAAAAAGCCAUAGAGGAUUCUGUUGACCUGAAAAGACUGUUGAUAAUCAAAAGUCAAGGUUGUACCUGUUCUUAAAUGUCCAGAACCUUUUUUA
Suricata suricatta (meerkat) is the source of this 3011-nucleotide messenger RNA. It is a transcript of the gene LEPROTL1, whose product is annotated as leptin receptor overlapping transcript like 1. The coding region runs from base 1 to 474 and encodes 157 amino acids. Gene Ontology annotation, biological process: negative regulation of growth hormone receptor signaling pathway; late endosome to vacuole transport via multivesicular body sorting pathway. The transcript has 4 exons. The record is from RefSeq and is a predicted model, not a curated record. Gene Ontology annotation, cellular component: endosome. Lineage: Eukaryota; Metazoa; Chordata; Mammalia; Carnivora; Herpestidae.